Messenger RNA from Musa acuminata subsp. malaccensis (wild Malaysian banana), 1337 nucleotides. Its product is annotated as VQ motif-containing protein 4. Lineage: Eukaryota; Viridiplantae; Streptophyta; Magnoliopsida; Zingiberales; Musaceae. The record is from RefSeq and is a predicted model, not a curated record.
UGUGUGUGUGUGUGAGAGAGAGAGAGAGAGAGAGAGAGAGAUUUCCGUCAAACAUAUCAUCUAUAUCAUCACCCUUCUUCACACCCUCCUGCCUCCCAAAUCCAACUACAGCCCCAACACAAUCUCUCCUUUCAGAUCCACCUCUUCCUCCAUCUGUGUCAUCACUGCAGCUGUCACACGAAAUAAGAGAUUUUUCUUCCUCUCUCUUCAGGCACAUCCGUCAGAUGGAAAACUGCCACCAUGGACACCAGGAGAAGGAAGUCCAGUCUCCCAAUCCCACCUCCCCCAACUCCACCUCCAGCAGCAGUAGCAGCAGCAGCAGCAGCAACGGGGUGGCCGCAGCGGCAGCCCCUUCGUCCGCGGCCAUCGCUCCCGCGUCCAUGCCCAGAUCCAUCGACACCAAUCCUUACCCCACCACCUUCAUCCAGGCCGACGCUGGUUCCUUCAAGCAGGUAGUCCAGAUGCUGACGGGCUCCGCCGAGACGGUCGCCAAGCACGCGACCGGCGCCGCGGCGCCGACGACCAAGAACGCGAUCCCACCCUCCGCGAGGGCCACCGGCCCCAAGAAGCCGGCCUUCAAGCUCUACGAGCGCCGCGGCAGCCUCAAGAACCUGAAGAUGAUAAGUCCGCUGAUCCCCGCCUUCGUCGGUUCCAACCCCAACUCCCCGAUGGGCACGGCGGCCUUCUCCCCGCGGAGGCAGCCGGAGAUCCUCUCCCCCAGCAUGCUGGACCUGCCGUCGUUGACCCUUAGCCCGGUCACGCCGUUGAUCCCAGAUCCCUUCAACCGGUCGCCGCAGCCAAAUUCGGCGGCGGUGGCGGCCACCGCGCCGAUGUCGGCCGAGGACCGGGCGAUCGCCGAGAGGGGGUUCUACCUGCAUCCUUCCCCGAGGAGCACGCCAAGGGACGCGGAGCCGCCAAGGCUGCUGCCGCUCUUCCCGGUGACAUCCCCAAGAGUGCCAUCUGCUUCUGCGGCCGGCUCUUCUUCCUGAGAGGCAUAACCGGUGGUACGACCAUGGUUCAACUGUACAAUUCGAGCUCUUCUUUCCGAUGGCUUUCUGCCUUCUAAUCCUUCCUAGCUAGUAUGCAUCUCUGCAACUCCCCCCAUGUUUUUCCUCCAUGUAUUGUCUUUUUCAUCACGAUCUUUCUCUUGUUCUCUCUCCAUUUCUCGGCCAUCUGAUGCUGCUAAUCGUGGACCGAGUGAAAAUUUGCUCUCCUCAUGCAUGCUGAGUGGUUGAUUUGUAUCAGAUUUUAUGUUAGCAGAUCAGUGUUUGUGCACAAGCCACAUCAAAUUCAUUCUGUGAUCAAGAGAAGAGAAAGAAAUGAAUGCUUGCUGCUUU